Molecule: messenger RNA, 947 nt
Organism: Chenopodium quinoa (quinoa)
Lineage: Eukaryota; Viridiplantae; Streptophyta; Magnoliopsida; Caryophyllales; Amaranthaceae
Product: MLP-like protein 43
Exons: 2
Coding region: 263-730 (155 amino acids)
Biological process (GO): defense response
Source: RefSeq, a predicted model, not a curated record
CUUUCUUUUCUUUAUUGGGGGCUUAAUUGUUAAAUACAUAGAACAAGAUCAAUCAUUAUUAUUAAAUGGUCCAUAUUUAAAGUUAUUAUAUAGUGGCUACUUUAUGUAAAUUGAUUAACCAUCACAUAAUAAUCCUAAUUUCAUCCUCAACUUUACUAUAAAAAGAUCUAGAACGGUAUACUAAUUAAUAUGUGAACGAAUAUAUAAAUUUGUUAGUAUAAAUUGCAAAUCAUAAUCAAGUAAGAAUUAUUCAACUAAAAAGAUGAGUCUUAAGCGUAAGCUAGAGGGCGAAGUAGAGAUAAGAGCAGGCGCAGGAGAUGUGUACCAUGAAAUAUAUGAGAGUAGACCUCACCAUGUAUCUCAUGCUGCUCCUCAUUUCGUUGAAAGUUGUGAUGUGGUUGAGGGUGAAUUUGGUAAGCCUGGCUCUAUCAUCCUUUGGAAGUACAAAACAGGUGGAAAACCUCUUGUAGCAAAAAUUUUAGUUGAAGAAAUUGACAAGGAGAAGAAAUUAGUGAAGCAUAAAUGUAUUGAAGGUGAUAUGCUAGAUGAUUACAAGACCAUUUCCGGAACAGGCCAGGUGAUACCUAAGGACAGCGUAACGAGCAUCGUGAGGUGGACACUCGAAUACGAAAAACUCCAUCCCGGUGCCCCUGAACCAACUGCUUUGCUUGAUCACAUGCUUAAUGCUGCCAAAGACAUCGAUGAUCAUCACCAUGGAAUUAAGAAGUAAACUAUACAGUUGAUUUGUAAUACAUACAUGUCUUAAAGUAAAGUAUAUUUUGUGCAUAAUAAGGCUUUUACGUCAUAAGUCAUCCGUUAUGUAAACGUGUUUGCCUUGUGGUACCAAGAUGUAUGCUAUAAUUAUUGUUGCUUGGAAUAAUUUGCUUCAUAAAUCAUGUACCGCGGCCACUACUUGGUGUGUAUUUAUACAACAAUGUGUUUUGUGU